Molecule: messenger RNA, 1446 nt
Organism: Trichosurus vulpecula (common brushtail)
Lineage: Eukaryota; Metazoa; Chordata; Mammalia; Diprotodontia; Phalangeridae
Exons: 4
Coding region: 1-1446 (481 amino acids)
Cellular component (GO): nucleosome
Molecular function (GO): structural constituent of chromatin; DNA binding; protein heterodimerization activity
Source: RefSeq, a predicted model, not a curated record
AUGGCUCGUACUAAGCAGACCGCGCGGAAAUCUACCGGAGGGAAGGCACCUCGCAAACAGCUCGCUACGAAGGCCGCCCGCAAGAGCGCGCCGGCUACCGGCGGCGUGAAGAAGCCUCACCGCUACCGGCCUGGCACCGUGGCCCUGCGGGAGAUCCGCCGCUACCAGAAGUCCACCGAGCUGCUGAUCCGCAAACUGCCCUUCCAGCGGCUGGUGCGCGAGAUCGCCCAGGACUUCAAGACCGACCUGCGCUUCCAGAGCUCGGCCGUGAUGGCCUUGCAGGAGGCCAGCGAAGCCUACCUGGUCGGGCUGUUUGAGGACACCAAUCUGUGCGCCAUCCAUGCCAAGCGGGUGACCAUAAUGCCCAAGGACAUCCAGCUGGCUCGCCGCAUCCGCGGGGAGAGGGCAAGUCAUCUUUUGAAUAUGUCUGGCCGUGGAAAGCAAGGAGGCAAAGCCCGUGCCAAGGCUAAGACCCGAUCGUCCCGCGCCGGACUCCAGUUCCCGGUUGGUCGUGUGCAUCGUCUUCUUCGCAAGGGGAAUUACUCCGAGCGAGUGGGAGCUGGAGCGCCUGUGUACUUGGCUGCCGUGUUGGAAUAUCUCACUGCUGAGAUCCUGGAGUUAGCUGGUAAUGCCGCCCGCGACAACAAGAAAACGCGUAUUAUUCCGCGUCAUCUUCAGCUGGCUAUCCGCAACGAUGAAGAGCUCAACAAACUGCUGGGGAAAGUCACUAUCGCCCAGGGUGGAGUGCUGCCCAACAUCCAGGCCGUGCUGCUGCCGAAGAAGACCGAGAGUCACCACAAGGCUAAGGGGUACAAGAUGCUGAAGCCGGUCUAUCCUGACAUGGGCAUCUCAUACAAAGCCAUGGGCCUCAUGAACUCAUUUGCCAAAGACAUCAUCACUGGCGAGAUGUCCUGCCUGUCACGUUACAGGAAGCAAUCCAUUGUCAUGUUCCAGGAGAUCCAGACAGCCGUGUGCCUGCUGCUGCCAGGGGAGCUGGCCAAGCACACCAGCUUCAAGUAUCUUGUUGUCUUCGGAAUGGCUCGUACUAAGCAAACUGCCCGCAAGUCUACUGGCGGUAAGGCGCCCCGUAAGCAGCUCGCUACGAAGGCUGCCCGCAAGAGCGCGCCGGCUACCGGUGGUGUGAAGAAGCCUCACCGCUACCGGCCCGGCACCGUGGCUCUGCGGGAGAUCCGCCGCUACCAGAAGUCCACCGAGCUGCUGAUCCGCAAACUGCCUUUCCAGCGGCUGGUGCGCGAGAUCGCCCAGGACUUCAAGACCGACCUGCGCUUCCAGAGCUCGGCCGUGAUGGCCUUGCAGGAGGCCAGCGAAGCCUACCUGGUCGGGCUGUUUGAGGACACCAACCUGUGCGCCAUCCACGCCAAGCGCGUGACCAUCAUGCCCAAAGACAUCCAGCUGGCUCGCCGCAUACGCGGAGAGAGGGCUUAA